AUGCACCCGCUACCUCGGCAAGCCUCUCUGUCUCUGCUCUCUUACUCUACUCCUACGCCCUUCUCGCUUGGCCUCCGAAGAGGUCUGGGAGGUCUGGGAUCUCCGGGAGUCUGGCUCCAAGGUCUCACUCGGCUUCUUUCAACCGUCGUCGGCCCCAUGCUUGCAGCACCGGUCGAGGGCCCUGCGACGGCCCUGCGACGGCCCUGCGACGGCGCGCGUUCCGCUCGGUACAACAGCCGCCGCCUCGCUCCUCAGCCUCGUCGCUGCUCGUCGCCGUUCCUUCCCUCGCCCGCUGGCUGGCCGCAUUGUCGCCGCACGCCUGCCAAGCCCGAUCGAACGGCCGCUCAGCCUGUCUCUCUGUGCCGGCCAUCGUGCUUCAUGCGCAACCCUAUCUCGCCGAACCCUCAUCGCUUUCGCCUUGGCCGCUGCCAUGCCGCCUCGGAGCCUUCUUCCAAGCGGACCUUCAAGCUCCCCCAUCGAACACCCUUCCUCCCACCUGUGCUCGACCAACAUUCGUGGCCGUUCGCAGCUUCCAUCCUGGCCCCUACGAUCAUCUUCCGACCUCGUCACAUACACCUGCUCUCGUCGAUCCCGCCACAUCUACGCAUCUUCUCUUCCUGCCAAAGUCUGGUCGUCCCAGGUGACCAUUCGGCUUCCACAUCGCACGGUUCGCUCGACCUGCGUGCAGCACAUCGCCCUGCUUGCAUCCCAGCCAAAGAGUGUGGAAGUUACGUGCCCAUCGCGCAAUAG
Messenger RNA from Moesziomyces aphidis, 750 nucleotides. The record is from the annotation of a GenBank genome assembly. NCBI's taxonomy places the organism in Eukaryota, Fungi, Basidiomycota, Ustilaginomycetes, Ustilaginales, Ustilaginaceae.